ACUUUUUUUAUUUUUAUUUAUUAACAUCUUAGACAAUAAUCCGAAACCCGUCCCAACUACGUGUGAAAAAGUAAACGGUGGCUUUAGUGAAUGGUCUUCGUAUACUAAAUGUUCGUUGACUUGUGGUGGUGGUAAAAGAGAACGCUUUCGUACUUGCACAAACCCUGCUCCUGCUUGUAAUGGAAAACCUUGUUACGAUGCUACAUCAGAAACACAAUCAUGUAAUUUGCAGAGAUGCCCAGGUUUAUUGUUAAUUUGAUAUUAUUAUUAUUAUGAAGAUGGUAACGGUAAUGGUGAUGAUGAUGGUGAUGAUGAUGAUGAUGAUGAUGAUGAUGAUGAUGAUGAUGAUGAUGAUGAUGAUCAUAUGGAUGUUCGGUAGAGCAACGCAAGUGUUCUGUAUUGCAACUCAUUUGUUCGGUAAAGCAACGUGACGCGGCCUAUGUUCGUUUUUGCAACCAUUUUGUUCGUUAUCGCAACUUGUUGUUCGUUAUUGCAACCCCGGGAGCGCAUGUUAAGCUUUAUAAACUUUUUGUUUUUUAAAACACUUACUUGAUCGUAAGCCGGUACAGAAAAUUGUCUGACCUCCAUCGAAAAUAUUUGUAUUGUUUUUACAGCAAAUAAGUAAUGUCAAUCAUAUAUAUUUAAAACUAGAACUAAAAUCGCUUUUAGGUGAAAUGUAUGAAAACAAGGAUUAAAAUUUAUCACAAGCUAUUUUUUUCUUUACUAUAUAUAUAUAUAUUUAUAUACUUUUUUUUUUCAAGACAAGUUGCACUCCUAAAAUGUCGUGUGUUCUUUGCAACAAAUUUUUUGUUGUAGAUGGAUGUAAUUUUUGCAACCAAUGUUUAAGUAGUACUAGUGAUAUUGAAGAUUUAGAUAUAUUUGUCAUAACAGCAUUGAAUCUGUUUACAAAAAGUAGCAUGAUGGAAAUUGCAUCUUCUCAGUUGCUUAAAUCAAUUUAUUCUGGUCAAUUAUACAGUUACAGACAUAACUGGUUUAAAGCGGGUGGAGAAGAUAAAAGAUGUCUUCGUAAUGCAGAUCUUCUUAGCCUAUUAUCAGAGGAUCAAUCAAAUGAGCUUUUUAAAGCUCUUGUUUUAGCAUUUAAUAGUUUAAAAGAUAGCGACUAUGUAUUUAAGGUGCUAGUCCCAGAAUCAAUAGUAUUUUUAUUUGCCAAAUUUAGUAAUGUUUCGAGAAUAAAGGCUGAAGUAGCUCUGAAUGCCUACAUUUCUGAAAAAAAUAAUAAACUGUUCUGUAGCUCUCUAAAAUCAACUAGUGAGAUCGAUAUAGAUUUCUCAAUUUUUGUUUCGGAAAGUCAAUCAAAAAAUAAAAUUAUUGAAGAGAUUGGAAAAUCAAAAAACUUACCAUCUAUAAAUGCUGAGUUUUUAAAUAAAGAAUGGACCAAAAUCACUGCUGACUCUCCUGAUUAUUUAUCAAAUACAAUUAUUGAAGAUAAUGGCAACUCAAAAAACUUACAAUCUAUAGAUGCUAAGUUUUUAGAUAAAGAAUGGACCAAAAUCACUGCUGACUCUCCUAAAUGCUCAUCAAAUGUAAGUCAAAAAAAUUAAAUAAAUAUUCGUGUGUGUGUGUGUGUAUAUAUA
Hydra vulgaris (swiftwater hydra) is the source of this 1595-nucleotide messenger RNA. The record is from RefSeq and is a predicted model, not a curated record. NCBI's taxonomy places the organism in Eukaryota, Metazoa, Cnidaria, Hydrozoa, Anthoathecata, Hydridae.